Molecule: messenger RNA, 2234 nt
Organism: Eleginops maclovinus (Patagonian blennie)
Lineage: Eukaryota; Metazoa; Chordata; Actinopteri; Perciformes; Eleginopidae
Gene: vrk3
Product: VRK serine/threonine kinase 3
Exons: 16
Coding region: 166-1731 (521 amino acids)
Biological process (GO): peptidyl-serine phosphorylation; signal transduction
Cellular component (GO): nucleus; cytoplasm
Molecular function (GO): ATP binding; protein serine/threonine kinase activity
Source: RefSeq, a predicted model, not a curated record
GAUCAGCUGUGGGCUGGUUAAAGUUGUGUCUAUAAAUAUGAAAGUGUUCAUUUGGAUCCAAACCAAAAGGGGGAGCACUUUCCCCACAGCCCCCAACCACAGGAGUGUUUAUCCAGAAGAAGAAGAAGCUGCAGCAUCAAACACAAACAGCCUGAGUUGGAAAGAAUGCCUUUCCACUUCUGCCCCCAGUGUGGGAUAAAGUUGCAGCCGGAUUUCCGAUUUUGUCCUUCAUGUGGGGAGAAGCUUCCUGGUAUUGUUGAUGAAUCUGGACCUGUGAGCCCGGUGACAUCUUUAAGUCUCUCUCCAGCCAAAAAGGUUGAAGCAGUAGUUAAAUCAUUCCCUGUUUCUCUAGCAAGUUGUCAGCCCACAAGAAGUACAGUUUUUUCUUCAGCACAUGGAUGUAACACCUCAUCUCUAGUUACGACUCGUCCUGCACUGCGGAAGCCACGAAACUCCCUUCGUCUGGAGAAGGAAGUUAAAUUCAACAUUAGCGAUGUCACGCCACCUGUGGUGCCCUCCGCUAUUUUCAAAGAUAAUGGUGAUGGAUUGGUUGGUACUCUACCCAAGCAGCAGUCUCCUCGACCUGGGAGGGGAAAGGCAAGAAGCUCCAACCCUGCUGAUCAGGCAGAAGAGGGAAAGAGUCCGAAUAAUAAAACAAGUAGAGCGGAGGAUGUAACAGUGCAGGGCCCUCCUGUGGCUGUCCUCCCCCCCUUUUCCUCCCCAAAGUCCCCAUUAAAAGGAAAAAACAAAUCUAAGAAAGCAAAGCAUGCGUCUGCUGUGGAGCCGCUGCAGGAAGGCGAAGAGGUGACGGACACAGCGGGAAAGAAGUGGAAGCUGGUGAAACUGCUGAGUCAGAACACCACAGAGCUCCUCUAUGAAGUUUUGCAAAUACAUUCACGAUCCAAUUCCAAGGAAUCAAAUCACAUCCUCAAGCUGGGCGCUAAAGAUGGCAGAAUCUUCACUGAGCAGAACUUUCUGCAGAGAGCUGCUAAACCUGCGUCUGUGGACAGGUGGAUCAAACAGAACAAGAUGGACUUCCUGGGGAUUCCUUCCUGUGUCGGCUUUGGUCCUCAUGCAGAAUCCUACAGGUUUCUGAUUUUCCCCAACAUGGGCCAGUCUCUCCUGUCCGUCAUGGAGGAAGAAGAUGAGCUGCUGUCGGAGAAAGCUGUCCUUCAGCUCGCCUGCAGAAUAUUAGAUGUGCUGCAGUAUAUCCAUUCAAAUGAGUACGUUCACGCUGACAUAAACGCAGAAAACAUUUACAUCAAACCAGGACAAAAAACACAGGUAUACCUGGUAGGAUACUGCCAUGCCUUCAGGUACUGUCCCGGCGGAAAACACGUGGAGUACCGGGAGGCCAGCCGAACGCCACAUGAGGGCAGCGUGGAGUUCAUCAGCCUGGACGCACAUAAAGGAGCAGCCCCGUCUCGACGCAGCGACCUGCAGUCUCUGGGCUACUGCAUGCUGCACUGGCACACAGGGACGCUGCCGUGGACUCAAAUCACUCAUCCGGACCAGGUGGCCACGCAGAAACAGAGGUACAUUGAGGAUGUCCCUGCUCUGUUGAGCCACUGCUUUGAGAAGAAGAAAGUUUCCAGUUCAUUUCAAGCGUACCUCACUAACGUGAUGACUCUGCAGUACACCGAGCAGCCGGACUACUCAGCACUGAAGGCCGGACUCAGCGCCGCGCUACUGCAGCUGGGUGGGGCACCAGACCAGCCUCUCAGUUUUUAGAGAAAUUGAAGAAAGAGGCGACUAUUUGGAAGAUUUUAAAUAUUUUUUUAUUAUGCUGUGUUUUACUUGUGAAUUAUUGCACUGAAGCCGAGUCUUUUACUGUUCAAUGUGUUCAUUCGUGCUAGGUGAAAGGGUUUUGAUUGGAUUUUUUUUGGGUGUGGUUUUUCAUAUUCAUAGCACAGUGUUUUAAACAAUGCAAGGUCAGCGUUAAUCUCAUUUCAAUGUUAGUGAUGCAAGUUUUCAAUAGUUGACGCAGAUUUGGGUUUUCUUGGAAUCUUGUCCCAGGGUUCCUCUUCUGCUAAACGUUUCCUCAAGAUGAGCCAACAGACGUAGAUCCACCCUUCCUUAUAUGUAGGCACAGUUUAUUUGCCUGUAUAAAAAGCAAUAUUGUAUUUAUAGCAGUGCCUUAGUGUCCUCUAUCAAAGAGCACAAGAAAGGCUCUGUAAUUCAUCCAGAAAUCUUGAGUUUAAGGCUUGUUAACAAAUAAAUUGUGUUUGAGUAAA